AUGUAGUCUUUCUCCAGCUUUUAUCGGAGUGACUUCAGCUCUCUGCCUCUGAGCAAGUGUGUGUGAGUGUGUGUGUUGGAGGGAAAAACGAGUUUAAGAGCGGAAGGGAGGGAGGGAAAGCCAAGCAGCGUUUAUUUUUCUCCCCCCUGUUCCCUGUCACUCCAUCCUUUCUCCCCUAGCCUGGACCACCCUCCAGCCCUGCUUCCAGCCCAAACCAGGACCCCCGACCACCUGAACCACCCCAGGACCCUUUGACUCUCCUCACUUCUCCGCCCCACCAACCACCACCCCUGAGCAGGGAUUCCUUUCGGGUUCUCGUUUGGAGUGCUGAUUGCUAAGAUCUCAGCUUCACACAAUCCUCAGAGCCCAGCUACCUGGAGUAAUUUAGUGUGAAACACCUCAGCUGAACGUGUGCAGCAAAAUCUGUUGGCCAGAGACCCAGUCAACCCCAUUCCACAGGAGUUCUGAAAGCCACAGGUCACAUGACCUGGAAGAAAAAACCCAGGAGGCUUUUGGGAUCGCUCUACGCAUGGGCUGGCUAUCAACCUGAAGGGAGGUCAAAAGGCUGAUGAACUGAUCUGAGUCUGAGUGGGAGCACAUUGAGCUGGUGUCCUGUAUGCCCUGGGAACCCAAACCAGAACAAAUCAGGUGACUGGCUGGCUGUAAUAUCUCUGUACUCCAUCUUCCACUGAGGACAUUCAAGGGCAGAGCCAUUCCCACUUCUCUCAGCAUGGAGAACACCAAAGUCCAGUCAGAGGGUGGGCUGAAUGUCACCCUGACCAUCCGCCUCCUGAUGCAUGGAAAAGAGGUGGGGAGUAUAAUCGGUAAGAAAGGAGAAACUGUGAAAAAGAUGCGAGAAGAGAGUGGAGCAAGAAUAAACAUUUCAGAGGGAAACUGUCCAGAGAGAAUCGUCACCAUCACUGGACCUACAGACACCAUUUUCAAGGCUUUUGCUAUGAUUGCCUAUAAAUUUGAGGAGGACAUAAUCAAUUCCAUGAGUAACAGCCCAGUCACCAGCAAGCCCCCCGUCACCUUAAGGCUUGUUGUGCCAGCCAGUCAGUGUGGCUCUCUCAUCGGGAAGGGAGGCUCCAAAAUCAAAGAAAUGAGAGAGUCUACAGGGGCCCAGGUUCAGGUGGCGGGGGACAUGCUUCCUAACUCCACUGAGCGUGCUGUGACAAUCUCGGGAACCCCAGAAGCCAUCAUCCAGUGUGUCAAACAGAUCUGUGUGGUCAUGCUGGAGUCCCCACCAAAAGGUGCCACUAUCCCUUAUCGCCCAAAGCCUGCCUCCACCCCAGUCAUUUUUUCUGGUGGCCAGGCCUACACAAUUCAGGGACAGUAUGCCAUACCACACCCAGAUUUUCAGCAGUUGACCAAGCUCCACCAGUUGGCUAUGCAGCAAACCCCCUUUACCCCUCUCGGACAGACCACCCCUGCUUUCCCUGGUACGUACCCACAACGUUUGGAUGCCAGUCCACCAGCCAGUACCCAUGAACUCACCAUUCCUAAUGAUCUAAUAGGCUGUAUUAUUGGACGCCAGGGAACCAAAAUAAAUGAGAUUCGACAGAUGUCUGGGGCACAGAUCAAAAUUGCGAAUGCCAUGGAGGGUUCAUCAGAGCGGCAGAUAACCAUCACAGGGACCCCUGCUAACAUCAGCCUGGCUCAGUACCUCAUCAAUGCCAGAAUCUAACAGCUCCUGCUCUCUCACAACUCCAACGGCAGGUUCAGAGACGUGGCCGCCAUGUGGAAUGACCCAUCGUCCAUGACUACAUCCUGAAGGCAGCCAAAAUCUGGCUCUAACUUUAUCACCUCUUUUCUUUAUUUCUUAUUAGCUUGGAGCGACAAAGUACUUUGUUAAAACCUGUUUUCUGCGUAUUGAUGUAAAAAUACUUUGACAUUUUGAGAAACAUGCUUAUCUUGCUGUUUAAUAUAGAUAAAGAUUAGAAACAAGAAUCCUUUCAUUAAAGCCGUCAUAUAUUAACUUAUUUAGCUUAGCAUCAGAAACAUCUUAACCAUAAACCUGAAAUAAGGAUUAGUUUCUGUAAGUAAACAACCUUUUAAUCUAGAUAUAUGCUGCCUGUCCAAAACAGUCACACAGUUCAAUAUUUUGUUGACCUGUGUUUCGAUUACUAUUCUCUAUAGUAUCGUUUUGAUAAGCUUCUGCUUUUAUUUUAGAAUCAACUUUUUGGCCAGGUUUGUUUUUUUACCCAGAUCUUUUUGAGACGAUGGGACACUCAGACCGCUGCGUAAACACUUCUUCAGCACAUCCCGAAGACUCUGAAUGUUAUGAUUCUGGCACGUCUGCUCUACCCUGUCUCCCUGGCUGCAAUCAGCAGAUUAGAUGCACCUGGUGGCUGCUGCAGUUUAGUGCAAUCUAUGUCACGCCAAGCACCAGUGUCUUCCCUGAUAUAUACUGACUCUGACAAGCAGACGGUGCCAGAUUUUUGAAAGCCAUUGUGUGAGUAGAUAUCCAGCGUUCCUUCCUGUCUGAUCAUUGUUCUUGACCUUGCCUUGCCUUUU
Molecule: messenger RNA, 2517 nt
Organism: Girardinichthys multiradiatus
Lineage: Eukaryota; Metazoa; Chordata; Actinopteri; Cyprinodontiformes; Goodeidae
Product: poly(rC)-binding protein 3
Exons: 18
Coding region: 731-1687 (318 amino acids)
Biological process (GO): regulation of gene expression; regulation of RNA metabolic process
Cellular component (GO): cytoplasm; nucleus
Molecular function (GO): mRNA binding
Source: RefSeq, a predicted model, not a curated record